AUGAUGCUUCAAUCCUCCCGAGUUGCGCUGCGAGUCGCCCAGGCCAAGGCUGGUUCCUCUGCUUCAUUGAGCCGAUCGGCCAGCCGCGCGUUCUCGACUUCGUUGGUCCAGAACAAGGAUGUCCAGAACAUCACCGUCUUCGGAGCUGGUCUCAUGGGCGCCGGCAUCGCGCAGGUGCUGGCUCACAAGGGCAAGUUCAACGUCACCCUCUCCGACGUCACCGACAAGGCGCUUGCCAACGGCCAAAACAUCAUCUCGAAAUCGCUCGUUCGCAUCGCAAAGAAGGCCAUGGCAGAGGCCAGUGCAGAAGAGCAGGCUCAGUUCGUCAAGGGCGUCGUCGACUCGAUCAAGCUGACCACAGACCCAGAGGCAGCCGUCAAGGACACUGACUUGGUCAUCGAAGCCAUCAUCGAGAACGUCGGCAUCAAGAAGGAUCUUUUCGGUUUCCUCGAUGGCAAGGCUCCCAAGGACGCCCUCUUCGCAUCCAACACCAGCUCGCUUUCUAUCACCGACGUUGCCGAGGCCGUGUCCGCUGAGAGGCAAGAGUUCUUUGGCGGCUUCCACGCUUUCAACCCUGUUCCACAGAUGAAGCUCGUCGAGGUCGUACGCACCACAAAGACGAGCAACGACACAUUCGACUCGCUCACCGAAGUGGCUAAGCGCAUGGGCAAGACGCCUGUCGCGUGCAUCGACUCGCCUGGCUUCAUCGUCAACCGAUUGCUCGUCCCUUACAUGCUCGAGGCCAUUCGCCUGGUCGAGCGAGGCGAGGCUACCGCCAAGGAUGUCGACAUUGCCAUGAAGCUCGGUGCCGGAUACCCGAUGGGACCCUUCGAACUUGCCGACCUUGUUGGUCUCGAUACUCUCUCGCACAUCGCCAAGGGCUGGAGGGAGACGCGUGUCAAGACAGGUGAGAUCACCGGGGAAGCUGUAGCCGAAUCCAAGCUGCUCGAAGACCUGGUCAAGCAGGGCAAGCUCGGCAAGAAGAGCGGCGAAAAGGGUGGCUUCUACGAAUACCCUGCUCCCGCCAAAAAGUGA
Pseudozyma hubeiensis SY62 is the source of this 1035-nucleotide messenger RNA. RefSeq names its product 3-hydroxyacyl-CoA dehydrogenase. Gene Ontology annotation, biological process: fatty acid beta-oxidation. Gene Ontology annotation, cellular component: mitochondrion. Gene Ontology annotation, molecular function: (3S)-3-hydroxyacyl-CoA dehydrogenase (NAD+) activity; NAD+ binding. Lineage: Eukaryota; Fungi; Basidiomycota; Ustilaginomycetes; Ustilaginales; Ustilaginaceae. The coding region runs from base 1 to 1035 and encodes 344 amino acids. The transcript has a single exon. The record is from RefSeq and is a predicted model, not a curated record.